CUGGUGCUACUAGUAGAGCAUACACACGCACGACACACCGCUCCUGCCAUUACAAACCACCCACCAUUUUCGUACACCACGCGGGAUCAGGGCACCCAGUCCAGCCUUCCGCGGCUCCACGGAACCAAGAAGCCCGAGAGCAGCCAUGGCCGGCGCGUCCGCCACCAGCACCCGCAAGGGCGGCAUCAAGGCCUACUGGAAGCACCGCGGGUACGACCGCCUGGACGCGGCCGCCGCGCAGCGCCGCCCGGCCCUCGCCACGGCCGAGCUCGGCGCCGGAGGCAAGGCACCGGCGACCGCGGGCCGUCGGCGCGGGUGGCGCGUGCGGCGCCGCGGCCUCGGGCGGCGCCUCCUGCGCGCGCUCUCGCCGCGGCGGCUGCUGACGCGGCUCCGGGAUGCGUACGUCAACGCGAUGCUCCGGCUCGCGUCCUCCGCCGCCGUGGGCUACGGCUCCGCCCCGUUCUGUGCCGCCAGCGAGCCCUUCGCGCGGCCGCGGCCGCUCAAGGAGUACGACGAGAAGGUGCUGGUGGAGAUGUACCGGUCCAUCCUGGCCCGCGGCGGCGUCAUCCCUCUCUCCGGCGACGCCUCGCUGGUGGUGGGCCCCGCCCCGAUGGCGAUGCCGGCCGCGGCCACGGUGGCCUGACCGCCCACACCGGUCGACUGGCGCGGCGCGGACGCAAGCUUGUCACGCCAUUUGCCCCUUCGUUUCGCCGCGCAGAACUCGUGAACUGCACUAGUGCCAUCUAGCGUGUAUGUUGGGAUUUCUGUGGUACUACGUCUUGCUGCAAUUUGCAAAAUGAUCUACCUACAGUAUUGGUAUUGCAGUAUUGCUCAAGUGAUCUUCCGUUUCUUCUUCCUCUUACGCAUUUUAAUCAGUAAAACUGGCGCGGAAGCCUCGGAAGCUGGCUGUGCUGUCGGCGAUUGUUUACUGGA
Triticum dicoccoides is the source of this 933-nucleotide messenger RNA. RefSeq lists its product as uncharacterized. Bases 146 to 643 code for a protein of 165 amino acids. NCBI's taxonomy places the organism in Eukaryota, Viridiplantae, Streptophyta, Magnoliopsida, Poales, Poaceae. The record is from RefSeq and is a predicted model, not a curated record. The transcript has a single exon.